AUGACGUCUACUAAAUGUCCACAUACGAAUCUGAAAUUAGUUGAAGAUGAACAAAAUUGUCAAAUCGAUGAAAUGGAAAACGAUUUAGCAUCACCGGUUUUUCUUAAUCCAACAUCAAAUGAAAAUUCAAAAUUUCAACAAACUACAUGUUCAACACCGAUUUCCUACACACAUUUUCAUCAUAUGCCUGAACCAGAAGAAUCUGUAUUAGUCAAAGAUGAGCCUGAUGAAUUUAUUUGGCUUGAUUAA
Molecule: messenger RNA, 249 nt
Organism: Didymodactylos carnosus
Lineage: Eukaryota; Metazoa; Rotifera; Eurotatoria; Philodinida; Philodinidae
Source: the annotation of a GenBank genome assembly